CACAAAGAGACCAGGGAACGUUCUAUCAGUACAGUCACAUGGAGCGGGGGGACAGACAGGUUAAAAGGAUUUAUAUGAUCACUGUCUAGACUGACUGCAGCCUUUAACACAGAGUUAUGAAGACGAGGAAGCCUCUGGUGGAGAAAAGGAGGAGAGCAAGAAUUAACGAGAGUUUGCAGGAGCUGCGGGGCAUCCUUGCUGACACAGAGUUUCAGUCGAAAAUGGAGAAUGCUGAAGUUCUAGAAUUGACUGUGAAACGUGUACAGAGGAUCCUUCAAAGCAGGACAGCUGAGUCGGAAAGGUUACAGCAUGAGGCCAGUGAGCGUUUUGCCGCAGGAUACAUCCAAUGCAUGCAUGAAGUGCACACGUUUGUGUCCAACUGCCCUGGUAUAGAUGCCAGUCUAGCUGCUGAGCUGCUCAAUCACCUACUGGAGUCCAUGCCUCUAAGUGAGGGUAGCCUGCAGGAUCUAGUUCUGGAUGUGCUGCUAGAUUCCCCAAAUGCUGAGGCUGGAUAUGGUUUAGGGAUGCAAGCAUCAUCUUCUGAGGACAGUUGCUCUGACACAGAAGACACAGAAAUUGGAAAAGGUGUCCAUGGGACUGUGCAGGACAGUGACCGAACACCUGAGCUUAAGCCCCCUACACCUACAAUGUGGAGGCCAUGGUGACCUUGAGAAGGAGUAGUGAUGAGCACGGAGAUCACCAGUCCUACUACUUCAUCCAGUUGUAAUAUAAACAAUUUCUGAAAUUGUAUUGUUCUAUCUACUUGCAACUGAGGCUCGGAAACUUGGACAAACUAACACUGCCGUACAUGCCGCAGCAUCAACUUGCUGGGUCGCUGACAGGAUGCCAUUCUGUACAGAUACUUCACUUAAUUACAAAAUGCUGUUUGUUAAAAAAAAGCCUGGACAUUCUAUAUAAAUUCAACAUUGUUUUAAAGUGCAAAAUAUUGUAUAGAUGCUAUUCAUUAUAAUGCACACAAUGUUCAUGACCAUUGUUUAGAUUCUGUCCUUUCGUCCACAUAGUACAGAUCUGUCUCCCGUUAUUGGUCAAUAUUUCUAAUAUUUUAGUGAUUUGCAGACUCUCCCAGCCUACAGGAUAGUGCUAAGCUCAGUUAGAGAUCAUUAACAGGUCGGGGUUUUGGUCUACCACUACUUUAAUGAACUGAAUUCAGUUAAGGCACUAACUUGUGCACAAACGGGACUAUACUGACUUGUUAGAAAUUCUCCUAGGAUUACUACAGAAAGACCUAUUGUGUUGUCCAACUGCUGGUCAAGCCCAACAGCCAAUGAAGGCCUAUAAGCCAGAGGUUAAUUUGCCUAUUUGGGGAAAAGGCUAAGACUUUUAUUCAAUGGAGGGAAAGUGUAUAUAGGGUGAUUUAGUUAGGCCUCUCAGGCUGUAUAUGCAUAGUGAUAGUGCAUUGGAAUUUAAUCCCUAGAAGGGAUGUCUAGUGUUUAGGUAACUUGAGGUUCUACCUUCAGUGAAGGAGACUGUAGAAGUUUGUUUGGAUACCGAUUUGAAGGGUGCUAUAGGAAAACAAACAUUUUCUGAAUUUGCAGGAAUUUUUGUGUAUAUUAGGAAGGUAAAGUGUUGUGACGUCUUUUGUUUUUAGUGUUUUUCUUUUGUUUUUUUUCUUAAUGUGUGUGUAUAUAGACAAAUGUUUUAACACGGAUUUGGGAGCUGGUGCCUGAGUCUUCGUCAUGCCCUUGCACCAUUUCAUAAAUUCAUUUUUCUCCAUUUUGUGCAUCCCUCUGGCAAGCACUUAUCUAUCUUUGUUUUUUGUGUUUAGUGUAAAACUGCUCAUCCCAGAACUAAAUGUUUUUUAUUCAUUAUUUUAUACAUACUAAAAUGUACUGGUGUAUGUCAGCAGAUAGUUCUACUGUGCAUUCAUUACUGAAAAUAAAUGAAGGCUCUUUUGGGAACAGUCUGUUUCUCUUUAUGAUAUUCAAAGAAAUUGUGGGACUUUAUAGCUCAAACUAUGUGUGUCCUGUUUGUAACAUAAUUAACAGAUUAUUAAACCGUAUAUUACAAAGCACUAUUAAACUAUACAUUUUGUAUUUAUUUGUA
This is a messenger RNA of Pelobates fuscus (common spadefoot toad), 2064 nucleotides long. RefSeq names its product transcription cofactor HES-6-like. Gene Ontology annotation, cellular component: nucleus. The transcript has 5 exons. The coding region runs from base 117 to 665 and encodes 182 amino acids. Lineage: Eukaryota; Metazoa; Chordata; Amphibia; Anura; Pelobatidae. Gene Ontology annotation, biological process: regulation of neurogenesis; regulation of transcription by RNA polymerase II; anterior/posterior pattern specification. The record is from RefSeq and is a predicted model, not a curated record. Gene Ontology annotation, molecular function: RNA polymerase II cis-regulatory region sequence-specific DNA binding; DNA-binding transcription factor activity, RNA polymerase II-specific; protein dimerization activity.